Molecule: messenger RNA, 2019 nt
Organism: Gorilla gorilla gorilla (western lowland gorilla)
Lineage: Eukaryota; Metazoa; Chordata; Mammalia; Primates; Hominidae
Gene: SMIM7
Product: small integral membrane protein 7
Exons: 6
Coding region: 694-921 (75 amino acids)
Source: RefSeq, a predicted model, not a curated record
GUGGGGACUCCCAGCACCACGGACGGAGCUGGACGGUCGGGCGUCCCAGGCGUUGACCCUCCUGCCAUCGCUACCCCGUUCCGCCCAGCGAGGCGGGGUGCGGGGCACCCGUGCAAGGCGAAGGAGGCUGGGGAGCUGCCCGUUCUGGGGGCCCGUCCCUCACGGAGCCCACCCACGCGGGACGCCCGUUCCCAGGGGGCCGGAUCAGCCAGGACUUUGUCCCCGUGGGCUCAAUUAGGACCCCGAUCUUCGGUGGAGCCCAGUGAGGACCCCUACGCCAUGGUGGGACCCCAUGAAUCAGAACCCCUGUUCCCCGUGGAGAUAGGUUAGGACCUCGGUCCUCUGUGGAGCCCCGUCAAGACUUUUCUGCCCCAUAGGGUCCGUUCGAUCAGGAACCCCGUCUCCGGUGGGGCUCUGCAAAUCAGGACGUCUUGUGGGGGGCAGCUCAGUGGGAACCCCCGUUCCCCAUGGGGCCCAGGAGGAUCUCAUUUUAGAGCCCAGUUGGUUGGGGCACCCGUUUCUAGGGACCCCACUGCGUCAGGACCCCGCACCCUGUGCAGCUCAGGAGUCAAAGGAUUCCUUUUGUCCAGAAGCCCAAUUUGGGACCCCAGAAAGAUUGGUCGGCUUGUGCUCCUCUCCCCUCCCUCCCUGGGGCUUCCGCUUCCGGUUCUGACGGACGCUUCGGCCGUAACGAUGAUCGGAGACAUCCUGCUGUUCGGGACGUUGCUGAUGAAUGCCGGGGCGGUGCUGAACUUCAAGCUGAAAAAGAAGGACACGCAGGGCUUUGGGGAGGAGUCCAGGGAGCCCAGCACAGGUGACAACAUCCGGGAAUUCUUGCUGAGCCUCAGAUACUUUCGAAUCUUCAUCGCCCUGUGGAACAUCUUCAUGAUGUUCUGCAUGAUCGUGCUGUUCGGCUCUUGAAUCCUAGCGAUGAAACCAGGAACUCACUUUCCCGGGAUGCUGAGUCUCCAUUCCUCCAUUCCUGAUGACUUCAAGAAUGUUUUUGACAGAAAACUGACAACCUUCCCAGAAAGUCCAAGCUUGUGGUGGGUGGAAAAGUGUUCGUCGAGGUGUGCAUGGUUUCCCAGCCACGUCCCUAUUUUCAAAGAUAGUUUCACUUUGGUCUCUGAAUUGAAAUGCUGUCUACUGAAAGGGUUUCAGGAGCGUUUAUGUAAGGGGCUGUGAUGAAAUUGCAUUCCCCAUAGAUAAAAGAAAAAUCAUUUCUAUCCAGAGAUCUGAGCAGAAGGAUUGGCUUGUUAGUUUAACACAGCCGUGUUUUUGGACAUUCAGUGUUACUUGCUGAGUCUGACAGCCUCUGGGCCCAGCCAGGGGCCCUGUUAACAAACUCCUUUCACAUCCCAAGAGGGUCUGCUUGGCCAUUCAGUGCAGCUGCGAUUAACCCUAAAGGCUUUAAGGAACGGGCCACCUGUAACAGAGACACCAGCCUUCCUGUAUAGACACUAAAUUGUUAGCAAGAGUGUUGAGCUAGUUCCUGGUGAAGUGUUUCCACAGAAGACAUGUGGAGCAGUUGUGGGGAUAUUAAGGGAAACUUUCCUCUGCCUUGACCCCUUUGUUAAAUAAAAUGACUUUGGGAGCCAUUCAUUGUACAGUUGCAGGAAUGAGAGUGAUUUUAUGAUGUGGUGACAUUGGGACCAUGUUCUAAAACCUUGGGUUUCUGAGUCUGCUUUUUGAGUAGGUGAUUUUGAGGUUGAAAAACCAGGGGCCUCCAUCUAGGAAAUAUAGCAUUUUCCAGAAGCUUCUUUGAAAGGGAAUCCUGGUUUCGUUGCCAAAAUGAAACGCCCGGGGUUGGCGCUGAAUCCCACAACUGUGUGAUUUGCUUGUUGAGUUUUUUGUUGUCUGGUUUUUUUGUUUGUUUGUUUAUACCAAUAAGAAUGAGCCUGAAUGUUGGUGGUUUUUGAAAUCCUGACUUGGAGGUAAACCUGGAGGAAGGAAAAAAAGUAAAUAUGCAGGCUUUUAGGACUGAGUAGCCUUGAAAAUAAACCUCAUUUCUAAAAAGGA